GCGUGCACGAGCAGGUGAGCACCUCCUUUUCCCUUGUUGACAAUCAUGACAUUUCAACACGUACAUUUGUUUAUGUUUCUGUUGUGUCUCCUCCCCGUUCUGUCAUUGGCUAUUGUUUCACGUGUGUCUGAAUCGCCCUCAGCCGUCAGCCAUUACAACACUGAUUAUGUUUGUAUAUAUACCACGCGCCUCCCAGCACACGGCGCGGAAUAAUAGAAUAGAUAAGAUAUAUUACAGUAGAUUAGUUUAGAGUCCUUUCUAUAGUUAACCAUAGUCAUAGCCCUUGUCAUGUUUCAUGUUUAGACUCGAUUCGUUACCAUAGUUAAUCAUAGUCCUAGUUUAUGUCCUUGUUAGGUUCUUUGUUAAAGUUAGUUAGGUUAAACAUUAGAUUUAGUCAACGCUGGUUUCUCUGCUACCAGUCCCUCGCUUUUGUUUAUGUUUCAUGUUUGGUAUAUCGACCCUCUAUCCCGUGACCGCGACUUUGAUUCCUGCCUUGCCUCGUUUAUGCCUAUUUGCCGAUCGUCUGAACUUUGUAUGUUACUGGAUUACGUUUGUGGAUUACGUUUUGGAUUACUGUUUGGAUUUACCUGCCUGUGUUCUCUCAUUUAAUAAAACUGUUCCAACUGCAUUUGCAUCCGUCCCAUCUUCCUUACAUCACGAGAUGUGACAAUCUCGAUAUUUAUUAUGAAGAGGAUGGUGUCAAAAAAGCUUUCGAAUUCAGUGGUUGUAUGUUUCCCGGGCAUUAUUGUUGUUAUAAUCCUAACCAUUUACAUCCGUUAUCAAAAGUGCCCUACGGCUUGCUCAGGAGACAAUUUGAUGACAAAGUCAAAAUAUUAGAAAAAGCGUAUGGUCUGGAUGUUGAGGUAAUGUGGGAGUGUGAUUGGAAAAAUGCUAAACAGACCGAUGUCUCUGUAAUGGCUUUUAUGUCCACUUACACACAUCUUGAAAGACUGAAACCGCGCAAUGCUCUGUUUGGUGGUCAUAGUAACGCAUUCAAAUUGUCUGACAAAGCCGACAUUAGUGAAAAAAAUAUAUAUAUAUUUUUUACAAGAUUGUAGUCCCUUUGCCAGGCCAAAAAAUGUUACCCCAUAGGACAUCCCCAAAUAAUUUUCAAGGAUUUUGAGCGUCUUGAAAAUUAUUAUGGAUUUGUCAAAGCUACAGUGCUGCCACCACAAAAACUGCUUCACCCCGUCCUUCACUAUAGGACUGGUGGUAAGCUUAUGUUUCCACUCUGUCGUACAUGCGCAGAACGGCAGAAUCAGACAGACCCGUGUGGACAUACUGAUGAGGAAAGAGUAAUUUCGGGCUGUCGGGUCAGCAUCGAACUGUUGAAAGGUGUCAUUUAGUUGGCUGUCGUAAUCAGAAAAGAAAGAUCCAAGAGAUCAUGGAAGUCAAAGGAAUCAAGUCUAGCUUUACCUCCCAAGCCUACAUAACAGCUCUAAUUAAUCACACAUGGAACUGGCUAGGACAGGGGCUUGGGUGCCAAUAUUUAUGAUAGUAGUAAUUAACUGGCGUAUACAGGGCACCUCAUAACUCUGCAGACCCCACUCCCCCUCCAGCUGCAGACGUCUCUCCCCCUCCAAACUUUUUAUUCUCAGUCCAGAAGACAAGUGCUGUUAAUGAACUCGUAUUCAGUAUUUAAACAGAAGUGAUCUUGAUCUGCUGUUUCUGCUGUCAGUGAUGAGUGGAACAGGUCAUACCUGUCUCUCUAAAACUCCUCCCAUUAAGGAAGUACAGAGUCCGAGAUGACUGCAGUCCUUUUGCAGUGUUCUGCUCUGCUGAGUUUAGUUUUAUUCUCGGUUUAUAGAGAAUUCUGAGUCUCAUUUUCAGCUCUGUGAAAGGAAGUGAUUACUAACUGGACCUGCAAAGUCGUAUAUUAACUUUAUACAAACCUGAAAUCAGGGUGUGAUUACUUUUGAUCAAAGUGAAAGUGAAUCUGAACAUUCGGACUGGAGAGAACAACAACAGCAGCAAAAUAAAAUGGCUUCUAAAUUUUCAGAGGAGGAUUUCUCUUGUCCUGUGUGCUGUGAAAUCUUCACGGAUCCUGUUCUCCUGCGCUGCAGUGACAGUGUGUGUAAAGUGUGUUUGCAGAAGUUCUGGGAGACCAAAGGAUCCAGAGAAUGUCCUGUUUGUAGGAGGAAGUCGUCUAUGGAUCAUCCUCCCAUAAAUCUAGCCUUAAAGAACUUGUGUGAGACUUUCUUACAGGAGAGAAGUCAGAGAUCUUCAUCAGCGUCUGAAACAGUCUGCAGUCUGCACAGUGAGAAACUCAAACUCUUCUGUCUGGAUGAUCAACAGCCGGUGUGUGUGGUGUGUAAGACUUCAAAAAUACACACCAACCAUAAAUUCUCUCCCACUGAUGAGGCAUUAACAGACUGUAAGGAGGAGCUGAAAACUGCUCUGAAGCCCCUACAGGAGAAACUGAAGAUCUUUAAAGACUGUAAACUGAACUGGAGUCAGACUGCAGAACAUAUAAAGAUUCAGGCCCAACACACAGAGCGGCAGAUUAAGGAGGAGUUUGAGAAGCUUCACCAGAUUCUACGAGAUGAAGAGGCAGCCAGGAUAGCUGCACUGAGAGAGGAAGAGGAGCAGAAGAGUCAGAUGAUGAAGGAGAAGAUUGAGAAGCUGAGCAGAGACAUAUCAUCUCUUUCAGACACAAUCAGAGGCGUAGAAGAGGAGAUGAGAGCUGAAGACGUCUCGUUCUUACAAAACUACAAGGCCACAGUGAGAAGAGCUCAGUGCACACUGCAGCAUCCAGAGGAGCUUUCAGGACCACUGAUCCAUGUGGCAAAACAUCUGGACAACCUGAAGUUCAGAGUCUGGGAGAAGAUGCAGGACGCUGUCCAAUACACACCUGUAACUCUGGACCCCAACACUGCUCAUCCUAACCUCAUUGUAUCUGAUGAUCUGACCAGUGUGAGACUCAGUGAUGAGAAACAGAAGCUUCCUGAUAAUCCAGAGAGAUUUGAUGAUUGUUGGUGUAUCCUGGGCUCUGAGGUCUUUAACUCAGGGACACACUGCUGGGACGUUGAAGUAGGAGACUGUACACUGUGGUAUGUGGGUGUGAUGACAGAAUCUGCUCAGAGGAAGGGAUAUAUAUUCUCCAGAAGUGGAAUCUGGUGUGUGUGGUAUUUUGAUGGUAAAUAUAGAACAUGGUCUACACCACAGCCAGACACUCUCCUCUCAGUAACACAGAAGCUCCAGAGGAUCAGAGUGCAGCUGGACUGGAACAGAGGAAAGCUGUCGUUCUCUGACCCUCUCACUAACACACACAUACACACUUUCACACACACAUUUACUGAUAAAUUACUGCCAUUUAUAAGAGUUGCUUGUAAUAAAUCUCCUGUAAAGAUCCUCCCACUUCAGUGCUCUGUAAGAGUGAAUCAGAUCAGUUAGAGCUGUUAUUGUUUUAUUCCAAUUCAUUAAUGAAAUAUUGCUGAUGAAAAGAUUCAUGUUCUUUGUGAAAGUCUGUUUUUACUGAAGCUCUGAACACUUCAUUGUGGAAUUUAUUUUGAAGUGUGUAACGACACAAGACGGUUAACAGGAAGUAAGCGCAGGAGCAAUGUCUUUAUUAAUAAACCAAGCAAAUAAAACACAGGGAACGCGGUCUAUACUGAACUAGACUAGCUAGAUUACACAUGGACUAGAGUCUAGGCAUUACACCAAAACAGGACAUGGAAAUAAGACCGCUAGCAUGCUGCACGCAUUCGCUACUACAUUCAAACAUAUAGAUCUAAUACUGCGCGAAGUGAGCAGCAGCACAAGGGGUUUAAAUAACCAACAGAAUUAAACUAGAUCACCGACACCUGGAGUAAAUCAACCAAUUGUAGCCCAGGCUUAAUAAUGAGAAACACUAUUUAGCUGUCUAACCAAGUCACAAACAGGUUAACUUUGAUUCUCUUCUUAUCUUUGAUGGAUUUAUAAGUGAGCAAAUGGGUGAACUCUAUGAGGCAGUGAACUGACCAAUCAGUUGCCAGCUAGGCGCUGUUACAGUUACACCUCUAGGUUAAUGUCGGCACGUUCUUUUUGGCGCUUGCGUCUGAGCAUAGGAGGCUGCGUUAUCCAUUUGGUAAGACGAAAAACGACAUGGAGUGAAUUAAAGUUCUGUACUCAUUAUUGCAUAUACUGCCUAUACCUUGUUGUAAUAUGGAGAGUAAAAGAGAGCUGUGCUUGAAUCCUCUUGUCACGGAGCUGAAGGCAGUGAAUUCUGCUAAAGUGAGUUGUUUACCUGGCGCUAGGCCUCUGAGUUCGCUAGCAUUUAUUCUAAUUCGUGGAGAGAAAUUCAUAUAGUCUUGAUACUUCAGAAGAAACAUAAGAGCUGUUGUACAACGAGAGAUUUUGACAUUGCAUUAUAGGUGUACUGAAGUAUUAUCUCACUUUAUAGUAGCCUGUAGCAGUCCAUUUAUUCACUGAAUGGUAAUUGAGAGAAAUGAUCUGGCCUUAUUUAUAGGUCUGGUUUUGGUAAAGAGUUGGAAACAUCGUGCAGGGAUCCUUUCCACGGAGUGAUACAGAUCCCCACGUUCCAAGCGUUCUCCAAGAGAUUCAUAGAUUCCCAGUCUGGGUGGCGAGCCAACCGUGUUUGUGUGACUGACUUUAGACGGAUUGCCAGGAUCAUCUUCAUGGUGGUAGGACAAACACUAACACGAACUAAAGAGCCCAACGUUGGUGACUGAACUCUUGUCAACAAAGGCAAGUGAAGCUGAGGACGAACUGAGCUCAAGGGGAUUUAUUUACGUGCGCACUUUAUUUUAGUUUAUUUUUUUCCAUAACUGUUUUGUAUAUGUAUGUACCAGCCCAUGUGUGUUUAAUACAUCUUAUGCAAAUUGUCA
This is a messenger RNA of Ictalurus punctatus (channel catfish), 4826 nucleotides long. Its product is annotated as E3 ubiquitin-protein ligase TRIM35. The record is from RefSeq and is a predicted model, not a curated record. Gene Ontology annotation, biological process: protein ubiquitination. The transcript has 7 exons. Gene Ontology annotation, molecular function: zinc ion binding; ubiquitin-protein transferase activity; protein binding. Bases 1981 to 3393 code for a protein of 470 amino acids. NCBI's taxonomy places the organism in Eukaryota, Metazoa, Chordata, Actinopteri, Siluriformes, Ictaluridae.